This is a messenger RNA of Menidia menidia (Atlantic silverside), 3757 nucleotides long. NCBI's taxonomy places the organism in Eukaryota, Metazoa, Chordata, Actinopteri, Atheriniformes, Atherinopsidae. The record is from the annotation of a GenBank genome assembly.
AUGGAGCGAACAAGCAGCAUGAGGAGAAAGGCCUUGGGUAGGCAACACAAGGCUGAGGUCAUGAUAGCGGGAGAGCAACUCAGGAUGAGGCUCCAUGAUGGCAAACUGAUAAAGGAUCGGAGGUACCACCUGCGCACGUACCCCAACUGCUUUGUGGCCCAGGAGCUCAUAGACUGGCUGGUGAGCCAUAAGGAGGCUUCGGACCGAGCAACAGCCGUUAGCCUCAUGCAGCAUCUCAUGGACAACGACAUCGUCCAUCACGUUUGCGAUAAGAGGCCGUUUUUCAAGGAUGCCAAACUGCUUUAUCGUUUUCGUAAGGACGACGGCACGUUUCCCUUUAAUACAGAGGUGAAAAUCUUCAUGCGAGGACAACAGCUGUAUGAACAAGGCAUGGCUCCCUGUUACGUACAAGCUGUUGAUCCUGGAAGCCCUGCAGCAGCUGCUGGAGUUAAGGUGCGGCAGUUUUUAUGCCAAUCUGCAGACGCAUCUCACGGAGAAAUGUACCAGCUCCCAGUGAACAAUCUCACUAGGAUCAGGAAAGCCAGGAAACAAGUCAAAAAGUCCCUGGAGGACAUUGGAUUGGAGUUCUGCAAAGAGGCAGCAGAGGGUUUUAAAGAAUUUUGUCCAGAUGAUGAAUAUGUAAAAGGCUCUCAGUGUUCUGACAUCUGCGCAUGGAAUCCAUCAUAUUCUAAAAGACAGGGAUACCGUUCGAAACCGUUUUGCUGCACAGAGUGCUCCUUCUCUUCCAGAUACUACUCGGGCUACAAGAAUCACUUCCGCAAUGUACACAGGAAACUCUUUGAGAGUAAAGUCCUGCUCAACUGUCCAUACUGCGCAUUCACUGCCAGCAAGAGAACCCUGGAGGCGCAUGUUAAAAUAUUCCACAUACCCAGUUCAGUGCGACAGAAUUAUAGGAGCCCACAGGGACCUAUUCUGGGAAGGAGUGCAAAUCUUGAAAGUGCCAGACAGGACCAUGGAAUGGAGAAAGCAAUGUACUUUUGUAAAAAAUGCACAUUCCGGGACAGCCUGUACAAUGUGGUUAGAAGACACAUCUACAGAGAACAUUUUCAGCAUAUUGUCUCACCGUAUCUUGGUAGGGUUGCUGAUUCAGCAGUUAAAAACGGCGGCGUUUCCGUCAACGGUAACAACCUUUUUUGCAAGCGGUGUCAGUUUUCCCCUCGCAGCUACGAGGCUCUGGUGCAGCACGUUAUCGAGUACCACGAACACAUCGGCUCACAAGUAACGACCAUGAUUGGACAUGCUAACAUGGUCGUCUCUAGGCCCCAGCCCUUACCGGCCAUGUCUCCCAAGGCUCCCCUGACCAUUAGCAGGGGCCGCACUCUUGGAACGGGCUCAACAGCACAUCCCGUAAUUGGCUAUUUAAAGCCAGUUGCCCCUAGUGUGAAAAAUCAGCCCUUCAUCCCCACCAGUCACAUGCGUGUCAUCGCUCCUAGCAACACCAUAGCUGAAAAUAGUGCGACGGGCAUAAACACGGCACAAACGCAGAAGUGGAAGAUCUGUACCGUCUGCAACGAGCUUUUUCCCGAAAACCUGUACAGCGCUCACUUCGAGAGCGCGCACAAGGCCAAAAAGGUGUGGGCCCUGGCCAAAUACAUCAUGAAAAUCCACAAUUUCACCAGCAAGUGUUUGCUUUGCAACCGCUAUCUGCCCAGCGACACGCUACUCAACCACAUGCUGAUUCACGGGCUAACUUGUCCACAGUGCCACUCGGCCUUCCACAGUGUGGAAAAGAUCAUGGAGCAUACGGCCCAGGCCCACCCCGAGGAUUUUGCCGGACCGCCAGGUGCAGCGCCUCUCACGUUUGAUCUUACCGUUAAACAGGGGAAGAUCAGUAACGUUCAGCUCGCAGUCCUCACUUUCAACAUGAAGGAGCCGGUGAAUGGUCAAGAUCCGCCUGCGCCUGUCCAGAAGAAAUUGACGCCCGCCGGCAGACUCCCUCCCCCUAAAAUGAUCGACAAGCGCAGCGAACCCAGAGGUUUUGUCUCCCUGAUCAACAACCGUGACGUCGGGAAGACCGUGUGCCCACUGUGUUUUUCCAUCCUCAAGGGUCCCAUCUCGGACGCCCUGUCCAUGCACCUGAGGGAGCGACAUCAAGUCCUCCAGACGAUGCACCCCGUGGAAAAGAAGAUGACCUACAAGUGCAUCCAUUGCUUGGGCGUGUACACCAGCAACAUGGUGGCGUCUACGAUCACACUGCAUCUGGUGCAGUGCAGAGCCGUGGGGAGGAGCCAGGCCAGCCAAGGCCUCAAGUCUCCGCUGUCCCUGAACUCAGCCGGGGCCGGCGUGCUCAAAAGGCGGCUGCCGACGCAUGUCGGACCCAACGCCAAGAAGUUCAGAGACCUCAAGCUGGCGGGCAACUUCUGCGGAAACAAAGCCGACUGCGAAGGCCUGGCGCUGGACCCCAGAGGCUACGAGCACAAGACGUACGAGGCCAGGAAAAACUUCCUGACCGCCUACUUCAACGUGCGGCCGUACCCGACCCCACAGGAAGAAGAGAAACUGUCCACCAGCCUGUGGCUGUGGAAGUCCGACAUCGCGGCUCACUUCGCGUUAAAGCGAAAGACGUGUCAAAGAAACUGCGAGACAAUCAAGGGCUCGGUGCUGCUGGGCUUCGACAUGCACGCCCUGAAAAAAGUCAAACACAACCUGCUUUUCGCAGAGGGAGAGCCUGUCAUCAAUUCGUCGCGGAGAUCGGUGGGCUUCAAAUCGGCCGCCCCGAACAGCGAGCAGAAGAGGCAGAGCGAGACGCCAAACCACACCUCACAACUCAGCACGUGCACCGAGACCAUUUCCAUCGACUCAGACUCUGACCCAGAAACCCCCGCUGAGGAGGCGACCGUCGACACAAACCCCGAAAAGAAUUUAGAGUCCGAAGAGCUGGUAAACUUGACUGAAGAAACUCAAUGUGAGGAGUCUGAGGAUGCCCCAAAGGAGACGGACAGCUCUUUGCACGACGGGAAAGAGAACGCCUGCCUGGCUUUGUGUUAGGUCACUAAAGCGGUCUGCUCUCGCUGAGCUGCCGUUUACUUUAAAUGGAAGAAAUGUUUUAACAGAAAAAUCUUGGCCCCGACACGGCUACGUGUCAGGCAAGUAUUUGUUCAAAUGGCGUGGGUCACUGCAUUUCCACAGUCCCUGCCCGUCCAGUUUCAGAUGGAAGGAGAACAGUUAGAAUAGUGCGCAUUUUAUACCACACCUGUCUUUGACCGUGCAUACGUAUGAGGCGACCGCUUUGUUAGAUUCUUCAGUUUGUAUUAUUCACAGAUGAACUGUUAAAUAUACGCCGACCAGCCAAAACAUUGCCAACACUGGCAGAUAAAGCAACGUCCGUCUGGGGAAAACCUGCCGCCCGACGUUCAUAUAGAUGCUACUUUUUUACGCUUUGCCUCCUACCUGAUCACAACCCCUCUUCCCUUUUUAAAAGAUCAUUCCCUAACAGGAGCAGCCAUCUUCAGCAUAAGAAAAAGACACCCCUCCCUAACCCAUAAGGCUCCAAAUAUGUUACUGAAAUCCCAGUAACAGACUGCAGAACACUAUCUGAUAUCUUUUAGUAAUGUCCUGACCGGACAGCACUUGGUCCGGUCUACGGUGUUAUGGCUGAUUGGUGUAUACAAAAUUAUUCUUAUGAUUUACCUACGUUCAUGUUUUAUCCUCAGCUGUGACAAUGAAUUCUUGUUAGUACACAUCUAGAUAGUGUAAGUUAUGGUAAAGGUAUGUUAAUGUUUUAAUAAAAACGUUU